AUGUUUGUAAGUGAUAAUAUAAAAGGCACUUCCAUACGUGGUAAUGUUAACACCAAUUAUGCCGAUUGUGAUGACGGCAUCAACAAUGACAAUGGGGAUAACAAUGAUAGGAAUAAUAAUCUUGGUGAUAACAGUGACGUUGUCAUCAGAUGCGACAACAAUCGCCAACAUCACCACGUCGUCGAUGACGGUGGAUCUGGAGAUGGGAAGGGAAUAAAUGGUGGUAGAAGUUCUCCAACGCAUUUCAUGGGCAACUUAAGGAGUAAUGCGAUGCUCAUUUGCCAUAAUGAGGAUGAUUUAUAA
Molecule: messenger RNA, 303 nt
Organism: Loa loa (African eye worm)
Lineage: Eukaryota; Metazoa; Nematoda; Chromadorea; Rhabditida; Onchocercidae
Exons: 2
Coding region: 1-303 (100 amino acids)
Source: RefSeq, a predicted model, not a curated record